This is a messenger RNA of Cantharellus anzutake, 1241 nucleotides long. Its product is annotated as G-protein alpha subunit-domain-containing protein. The record is from RefSeq and is a predicted model, not a curated record. The coding region runs from base 265 to 1191 and encodes 308 amino acids. Gene Ontology annotation, cellular component: heterotrimeric G-protein complex. The transcript is spliced from 10 exons. Gene Ontology annotation, biological process: adenylate cyclase-modulating G protein-coupled receptor signaling pathway. Gene Ontology annotation, molecular function: GTPase activity; G protein-coupled receptor binding; guanyl nucleotide binding. NCBI's taxonomy places the organism in Eukaryota, Fungi, Basidiomycota, Agaricomycetes, Cantharellales, Hydnaceae.
AGCACGACCCUGAAACAAUUCCAAACCCUUGCCGACCCAAAUUACUUCGACUCUGAACGUCAAGCAUGGAAGGCUAUCGUCUAUCUCAACUUCAUUCGCAGCACGCGAAUCCUGCUCGCCCUCACGGCCCGCUAUCUUAGCUCUGAACAGACAAGGGAAAAGUACAAUCUCGUCGACGGAUUCCGUCAAACGUCCGUCCGUUUCAAGGAACUUAAACUACGUCUCUCCCCCUUACUUCGGGUGGAGAAGGAAAUCGUCCGUGCUAUGGGAUUUCCUGACGAUAACUUCAUCCCAUCUUCCAUCGGACCUGAGUUCAUGAAAGUGGAUCCACAACCGGAGUAUUAUUUCUUUUCGAAGAACUGGAUGAAGAAACCCCUAGGACAACAUGGUGGUGCUACGGGGGGUUCUGAGGGGAGGACUGUGCCCUAUGAAGAUCCUUCGGAUUAUGUCGUCGCGCUUGCGCAAGACGUAAAGGAGGUCUGGGAGAUGCCUGUCGUGAAGGAGGCUUUGGCUUACUGUCGCGUCCGGUUAGAGGAAUAUGGAGGGUUUUUCCUCAAUGAUAUAGACAGGAUCGCCCAACCAGAGUAUUUACCCACUAAUGACGAUAUAAUACGAUGCCGGAUAAAGACACUAGGAGCAUCCGCCCAUUACAUACCAGCGAAAUCAAAAAACCCGCUAAUCAAACCAAAGACAUUCAGAAUUUACGACGUUGGAGGAUCACGGAGUCAAAGAGCGGCCUGGGUCCCGUAUUUCGAAAAUCUAAACCUAAUCGUCUUCCUCCUGCCUUUGUCUGCUUUUGACCAAUUCCUGGAGGAGGAUCCACAUGUCAAUCGGCUCAAGGAUUCCCUUGAUCUUUGGAAGAGCAUCGUGACGAAUCCCGCCAUCCUUAAUGUACCUAUUGCUCUGCUGAUCAACAAAUGUGAUCUAGCAAAAGCUAAACUUGCUGAAGGCGUCGACAUUCGGACGUAUAUCACAUCGUAUCAAGGCCCAAAUACCUUCGACGGUCUUGUGGACUACAUCAAGCCGAGGCUCCAGAAACUCUGCCUAAAGGUGAAUCCGCGUCGGACUCUUUACGUGUACUACACGGUUGUGAGCGACUGCGAAAAGGCGGGGUCAUUAGUUAACAGCCUUCACGAUCUCAUUGUCCGACAUUCGAUUGAACAGGCAACAAACUUUGGAGAUGUCUGCUGAGUUUAGGAUGCUCUAAUGAUGCUGAGCAAUGUUAUGGCUUUUUAUUAUGG